CAGCUGAAGAACCAAUAAGAGAGUAGAGCCAACUCAUGACAGAUCCCAUUGAGAGCACAGACAGAAUGAGGGAGAGAGGCAUACAUUGAGAGGAGAGACCCAUACAGUGGAGAGUUGAGUCUGGAUGUGCACUACAAGUGCAACACUGGACUUAAAGCAGCGCAGCUCUGGUUAGGGCUGUUUGACUCAACAGUACAGACAUUGAGAGCAUCUCUGCAUCACUUCAUUCAUGUUUCCCAUCGUUUGCUUCUUUAGUUUGGUUUGUUGUUUGCAUUGAAUGACAAAUACAACAAACAACGUAUCCUAUGGCCAAACAAAGCACUUCAUGUGAUAAUACAGUGAAUCACUACCCGAUCCGUGGCGGAGGACCCGUACUUAUCGAUGGAUCCACUGAUCUCAUUGAACUCGAGAGCGAUCAGAGUUUAGAUGAUUUGUACUUAUGUGCCAAAACUGAAAGCAACGAUAUAACGGCCGGUUCGUCGAAAAAUACAAAUAAUACACAAAUUAAGAAACAAAAGUCGCAACAAAAUAGUAACAAACUGUCAAAAGUUUCAAAUAUAAAAUAUAUUUGUCAAUCGGUUAAUAAUAAAGAAGAAAAUAUUGAAAACGAUGACGAAGACAGUGAAGAAAUGGAUGACGAAAUGGAUGACAAUAAAAGACUUAACGUUAACACUAUAUCGUGUCGACCAAUAUCUGAGACAUCAUUAGUCAGUGAAAUGACUGUUUCUACCGAUUCUUUAAGUGAUCCCAACUCUCCAAUGUGUAAGAUAUGUCACAUGAAUGCUAAAGACAACGACCCUCUCAUCAGUCCGUGUCGUUGCUCCGGAACCAUGCAAUACAUGCAUUGCGGGUGUCUUAUGCGAUGGCUGGAAAUAACGUCUAAGAAGUCACGAAAACCAUUGAGUUGUGAAUUAUGUCAAUAUCAGUAUCAGUGGCACAAAAAAUUUAAGGUGAGUCACUGGCAGUUUCCUCAUUGUUCACGCAAUGACAAGAUAUUGCAUUCACUAUUUAUGGUGUCGUUGGGUGUGAUGGCCUGUUGUGCGAUCAUUACAAUAAUGUGUUUCAAACAGGACAGGGGUCAUAGGGUUGAGACAAAUCAAGCAGAACUAACACAAUCGGAAAUCGUGACACUUAUAUGUGGAGUACUUUUCUUUUUAGCCUUUUUUAUGGCAAUGUAUGUGGAAGUCAAGGCCAGACAUACCAUCUAUAAGUUGUUUAUCAAAUUUAUUUACCUCAACCAGCAGUGGUAUAUCGAUGAAUACGACAAAAAGGACUGCCAACCCGUACACGUAUGACAUUCAAUCAUAUUAUCACUUUAAACACCGAUAAUCA
Molecule: messenger RNA, 1332 nt
Organism: Oppia nitens
Lineage: Eukaryota; Metazoa; Arthropoda; Arachnida; Sarcoptiformes; Oppiidae
Product: E3 ubiquitin-protein ligase MARCHF8-like
Exons: 4
Coding region: 306-1295 (329 amino acids)
Biological process (GO): protein polyubiquitination; antigen processing and presentation of peptide antigen via MHC class II; immune response
Cellular component (GO): cytoplasm; late endosome membrane; early endosome membrane
Molecular function (GO): MHC protein binding; ubiquitin protein ligase activity; zinc ion binding
Source: RefSeq, a predicted model, not a curated record